UACCUCCGAGAUUGUAAAGAGAAGUAGAGACAUCUUUGAUACAAGCUUCGCAGCUCAGCGGAACCGCAAACGUCGUCUGCCAGAGAUCAGCAACCGUGCUCUAAGCGCAAUUGUCGCAAGGCGAGUGUACCUGGAAGGAGGGUAUCAUGUUUGCGAAUAAUAAAACGGAGCGCUAAGGCCAAAGGGCAAAAUGUAAAGGUCGACAGAGGAUAGCAUCUUCGAGAAAGUGUCGACUCGCUUGGCUGUCUGGUGAUGCGGAGGCCGGAGCGGAGACGGAUUGGAUUUAUCAUCAAAGCUCGCCUUCCGAGCUCGGCAAACGAUACUCGGCGCACGGAUCAAACACGUCAACUCUUUGUCGCCCAACGACCACCCCGCGUAGCCUCAAGCGCAAACGCAACAUAUACAACAAGCGCAUCAAGCACCCUUCAACCGAUCAGUCUCCUAUCCACGGACCACCAAAAGCCACUUCUCUCUUCUCCAUCCUCCACAAGUCUCAACCAAAUCAUCUUUCUUCUCGCUCAUAUCUCUCCACUCUCACAUAUAUCAAUGCAGCUUUUCUUGCUAGACGAAACCCGCGAAACUCCGCACGCUGCAUGGGCCCUUAAAAAAAGCAUCAAACCGCAGUGUAUCAAAUUUGGACCACAGAUGGUAUGGUGCAGCAACGGCCAUGCGGUUCGACUGCUCGAACCGCUCUCUCAAAACGCAGACAAAUCGCGCGAAACACAAUAGGGGAUAUGGCGCAUCCGAGUCCUACCAGACCGGCUCUUGCAAACAAUAAACAGAUCCAAAGAAAAGAAAAGAAAAGAAAAAAGUGUCCAUACCGUGCUUCACAUGAUGACAGCCGAACUGUGCAGGCAGAUAUGUCGCCGAAAAACGCCGAUGAUGCUAGUUGCCUUGGUUGCUGGUGAUGAUGUGAGAUGACAAAAAAAC
Molecule: messenger RNA, 930 nt
Organism: Aplosporella prunicola CBS 121167
Lineage: Eukaryota; Fungi; Ascomycota; Dothideomycetes; Botryosphaeriales; Aplosporellaceae
Exons: 2
Coding region: 253-729 (158 amino acids)
Source: RefSeq, a predicted model, not a curated record